AUGUGGCCGCCCGCUGUCAACCUUCUGCGCCGUUUGAACCCACGGCUCUGCGCUUUUCCCAAAGGAGCAUGUCUGAAAGCGGCUCACAGCAGCAGCAGCAGCAGUGUUAUCAGUAGAAGCAGCAGCAGCUCCUCUCUCUCUCAACCUCACGAUGGUUUAUAUCCGGAGCACAUUCCCACGACUCUGCUGCAGAAGGCUCUCCUCGCCGUGGGCUCCGGGGCGGCCGCUCUGCACGACCCUUACAGACACGACAUGGUGGCGGUCCUCGGUGAGACGACUGGUCACAUGACUUUGAUCCAACUCAGAGACAACAUGAGGAACGACCCAGAGGGAUACUCCAUUCUAAUGAAGAGGCCCAGAAUACGACUUUCUACUCUCGAUCUAGACAAGAUGGCCGCCAUGCCAGAAGGAUCAUUUGGAAAAGAGUACCUCCGUUUUCUCAAUGAGAAUCGCGUCACACCCGACUCUCGAGCAGAAGUAAGGUUUGUGGACGAUGAGGAGUUGGCCUUCGUCAUGCAGAGAUAUAGAGAAGUGCACGACCUCCUCCACACUCUGCUCGGAAUGCCGACCAACAUGCUAGGUGAAGUUGCAGUGAAAUGGUUUGAAGCUGCCAACACAGGACUGCCCAUGUGUGUCCUCGGAGCUGUGCUGGGACCUCUGCGGCUAAAACCAGUUCGUCUGCAGACGCUGUUAACAACACUGGGCCCGUGGGCUGUGAAGAACGGACAGAAGUCUCGCUGCGUUUUGAACAUUUUUUAUGAAAACCGAUGGGAGCAGUAUAUUGAGGAUCUACGUGAGGAGCUCGGCAUCGAACCCCCACCUCUCUCUGUCUCAUAG
Molecule: messenger RNA, 837 nt
Organism: Knipowitschia caucasica
Lineage: Eukaryota; Metazoa; Chordata; Actinopteri; Gobiiformes; Gobiidae
Source: the annotation of a GenBank genome assembly